AUGCUGGAAUUGCGACUAGUUCACCCUGAACCUCUGACGAAUUGGCGUUUCCAAGCAUCUUUCACAGACACCUCGGUGGACCCUUCGAAGACAGUCAUACUGGACGAUCUUACGGCGGACAACGACAACUGCUUGCUGUUUGAUGAUCCGAGGUUAGCACAUGGCUCAACGUCGUCUCGAUUUUUCAAUCCGUUCUUGUACUUUCCAGGCCUCAGUCGACCCAGUGACUUGUACGGACAUGUUUUACGUAUUGUCGUGACUUCGCUUCAACCUGUUACACGUAUCGUUAUCAACACGUCCGUGCAAUUCACUCAAUUUCCCGACGAGGCGGUUGUGAAGCCACCUGUACAGUCGAUCCAACAACACUCGGAAGCUGUAGCUACGCAAAGCACCAACCUGCACGCACCCGCUCGCCGCCAUCGAUCAGCGCCACCGGCACAAAAUAAUAAAAACGAAGCCAGUACGAGUAGUUUGGCCAUGGACCAAUGCAAUCCCUGGUCGUCAAGCGAGCAGUACGACAUCGAUAUUGGUGAUCGUCGAGACUCUAUGCUGGAGCAAAUGUUCACGCUGGAACUUGAUGAGCCUCGACCGCCGUCUCCCACCACACCCACGAAAGAGAGCCCAACAAAUGAGAUCGUGAGCUGCUCGCCUCAAACACCCAUAGCCACCAUCGACAAGAAGAAGAUGCAACUACAUCACCUGCGCGCAAAUAUUCGGGUUCGUUAA
Phytophthora infestans T30-4 is the source of this 726-nucleotide messenger RNA. RefSeq lists its product as uncharacterized. Lineage: Eukaryota; Oomycota; Peronosporomycetes; Peronosporales; Peronosporaceae. The coding region runs from base 1 to 726 and encodes 241 amino acids. The record is from RefSeq and is a predicted model, not a curated record. The transcript has 4 exons.